Molecule: messenger RNA, 1299 nt
Organism: Abrus precatorius (Indian licorice)
Lineage: Eukaryota; Viridiplantae; Streptophyta; Magnoliopsida; Fabales; Fabaceae
Exons: 3
Coding region: 124-1050 (308 amino acids)
Source: RefSeq, a predicted model, not a curated record
CUAUUUAGUGCUCAUUCAUUCUUUCACUCUACCAUUCAACUAUAUAAGUGUUCAUCACCAGAUUCGGAUCUCACCAAUCCAUUUCCUUCUUCUUUGAUUUUGCUUAGUGGGCUUCCAGAAUUCAUGGACUUGCAUGAGAAGCUGUUCUUUGCAGCAUUUCUUGUUCUUUCAGUGGCCAUUGAUGAAACGCGGGCAGACACUAUGGUCACUGGGACCGUCUUCUGUGACCAAUGCAAAGACGGGCAGAGAUCCCUUUUCGAUUAUCCUGUUAAUGGUGCAAAAGUAACUCUGUCCUGUGCUGACAGUAAUGGGAAAAUCAUAAUGUCAAGAGAGGAAACAACUAAUUGGUUUGGAAGCUAUACAAUGAGGUUUGAUGGAGCACCAGAUUUGAGUAGUUGUUCUGCCCGUGUGACAGGGAGCGGGCAAGGGUCAAUGGGUUGUGGGGAAGGUGCUGGUCCUUCACAAAAUCCAAGACUAAUGUUUAGGAUGUUUGACAUGGAAAUGUAUACGGUGGAUUCUCUCAUUGCUCAGCCUCCCCAACCCAUGCAGUACUGUUCAACAUCUUCCAACCCACCACCCAAGUCUCCCCCACAGUUUAAGAUACCCCCAGUGCCAGGACUUCCACCGUUGCCACCAUUGCCGUCACUGCCACCCUUACCGCCAGUGAUUUUUGCAGAAGCUUCGGCGUGUCCAUCAGAGAAGUGGACAGUGCCAGAAUACAAAUGUUAUUGGAGAGGUGUGAAUCGGGACACAAAAGUAGCAGUAGCAUUCGGAAUGGUUGCAGCAAGAAGAUACGGAACAGACAUUACUCUGUGGAAUGCGUUGCAAGGGAGAGGAGACCCUUACAGGACUCUUCUGAGAGAAGGGGUCACUGCACUUCUUAACUCCUAUAACAGCCUUCAGUUCUCUUACCAUCCACUUGGGGUAGUCGAACAUAUGAAUUCGGCUUUAAUGGGCUCAACCAGGAGUGUCCUGCUUACUGCUCUACGCUUCAAGAGAGCCAAUUCUGGUGCUGGAAAUGUCACUUGCAAAUUCACCAUUUGCAAAUAAUUUAUACCCUUCAUCCUUCAUAGCAUGUUUGGAAAGGAUUAUUUUGAGGAAAUAAUCAGUUUUAUAUCAAAGCUUCUCCCAGAAAUCUUUUGAUUAAAACUUUAUUAACCUCAAAAUAAACCAAUUCCAAAAUGGAAAAUAGAAAAUUGAAUAUUUCUUGAGUUUUUCCUGUAUUCUAUAUUUGGAGAUUUGGUCUUGUUUUUUUUUGUACCACUAUAGCUCUUAUGGUUUUAAGCACUGCACCGUUUU